Messenger RNA from Haliaeetus leucocephalus (bald eagle), 3154 nucleotides. It is a transcript of the gene RPS6KA1, whose product is annotated as ribosomal protein S6 kinase, 90kDa, polypeptide 1. Gene Ontology annotation, molecular function: ribosomal protein S6 kinase activity; magnesium ion binding; ATP binding. Gene Ontology annotation, biological process: protein phosphorylation; intracellular signal transduction; positive regulation of DNA-templated transcription. NCBI's taxonomy places the organism in Eukaryota, Metazoa, Chordata, Aves, Accipitriformes, Accipitridae. The coding region runs from base 71 to 2263 and encodes 730 amino acids. The transcript has 22 exons. The record is from RefSeq and is a predicted model, not a curated record.
GCUGCAGAGUGCUCUAAGUUCAGAAGCCAGCUUGCAAAGUAUGGGAGAAUAGCAGCCUAAAGCUUUGGAGAUGCUGAGGCUCCUCUUUCGCAGCAAGCCAAGGAUCCAGGAGGCAAAAUCAGACAUCACUUGGAUAGAGAAAGACCUUGUGGACUCGGCAGACAAGGGCGAAGGUGUCGUGAAAGAAAUCAACAUCACGCACCAUGUGAAGGAAGGCUCCGAGAAAGCCGAUCCUUCGCAGUUUGAGCUUCUGAAGGUGCUGGGACAGGGCUCUUUUGGCAAGGUUUUCUUGGUGAGAAAAAUAACACCGCCAGACAGCAACCACCUCUAUGCCAUGAAGGUGCUCAAGAAGGCGACAUUGAAAGUGCGUGAUCGAGUAAGGACAAAGAUAGAAAGGGACAUCCUGGCUGAUGUGAACCAUCCCUUUGUGGUGAAACUCCACUACGCAUUCCAGACAGAGGGGAAGCUGUAUCUCAUCUUGGAUUUCCUCAGAGGAGGUGACCUUUUCACUCGGCUUUCCAAAGAGGUCAUGUUCACCGAGGAGGACGUGAAGUUCUACCUAGCAGAGCUGGCUCUGGGGCUCGACCAUUUGCACAGCCUGGGAAUCAUAUACAGGGAUCUCAAACCAGAGAACAUCCUCUUGGAUGAAGAAGGGCACAUCAAACUCACAGAUUUUGGCUUGAGUAAGGAGGCUAUAGACCAUGAGAAGAAAGCCUAUUCCUUCUGUGGAACAGUGGAAUAUAUGGCACCAGAAGUUGUGAAUCGCCAAGGCCACUCGCACAGUGCUGACUGGUGGUCCUACGGGGUCUUAAUGUUUGAAAUGCUCACCGGCUCGCUACCCUUCCAGGGAAAGGAUCGUAAGGAGACCAUGACCCUCAUCCUCAAAGCAAAGCUGGGCAUGCCACAGUUCCUGAGCUCUGAAGCACAGAGCCUCCUGCGAGCCCUUUUCAAAAGGAAUCCAGCCAACCGAUUAGGUUCUGGACCAGAUGGGGCGGAAGAGAUCAAGCGCCAUCCUUUCUAUUCUACCAUUGACUGGAAUAAGCUGUACCGCAGGGAAAUCAAACCGCCCUUCAAGCCUGCAGUAGGCCAGCCAGAUGACACCUUUUAUUUUGACACAGAAUUUACAUCACGUACACCGAAAGAUUCCCCAGGCAUCCCCCCUAGUGCAGGGGCCCAUCAGCUCUUCCGAGGUUUCAGUUUUGUGGCAACCGGAUUGAUGGAGGAUGGCAAGGUGAAACCUGCCCAGUCGCCUCUACAUUCAGUGGUACAGCAGCUGCACGGCAAGAAUGUCCAGUUCAACGAUGGCUACGUGGUGAAGGAGGCAAUCGGAGUCGGCUCCUACUCAGUGUGUAAACGCUGCAUUCAUAAAGCAACCAACAUGGAAUACGCAGUCAAGGUUAUUGACAAGAGCAAGCGAGACCCUUCUGAGGAAAUAGAAAUCCUCCUGCGAUAUGGGCAGCAUCCAAACAUCAUCACCUUGAAAGAUGUAUAUGAUGAUGGGAAGUAUGUGUAUCUGGUGACUGAGCUGAUGAGGGGAGGGGAGCUGCUGGAUAAAAUCCUCAGACAGAAAUUUUUCUCGGAGAGGGAAGCCAGUUCGGUCCUGCACACGAUCUGUAAAACGGUGGAGUAUCUGCAUUCCCAAGGGGUGGUUCACAGGGACUUGAAACCCAGCAAUAUUCUCUAUGUGGAUGAGUCAGGAAACCCCGAAAGCAUUCGCAUUUGUGACUUUGGCUUUGCCAAGCAGCUGAGGGCUGAGAAUGGCCUUCUCAUGACUCCUUGUUAUACAGCAAACUUUGUGGCACCCGAGGUACUAAAACGCCAAGGCUAUGACGAGGGCUGUGACAUCUGGAGCCUGGGAGUUCUCCUGUAUACGAUGCUCGCAGGCUGCACUCCGUUUGCAAAUGGUCCCAGUGACACUCCAGAAGAGAUCCUGACCCGGAUAGGCGGGGGCAAGUUCUCUGUCAGUGGAGGCAACUGGGACACUAUUUCUGACAUGGCCAAGGAUCUGGUAUCAAAGAUGCUUCAUGUAGAUCCUCACCAGCGUCUAACAGCCAAGCAGGUCCUGCAGCAUCCCUGGAUAACCCAGAAGGACAGCUUACCCCAGAGUCAGCUGAAUCACCAGGACGUUCAGCUUGUAAAGGGGGCCAUGGCUGCCACGUACUCGGCACUGAACAGCUCCAAGCCAAGCCCCCAGCUGAAGCCCAUCGAAUCCUCCAUUCUGGCACAGAGGCGGGUGAAGAAACUUCCUUCCACCACACUGUGAAGCUGGGAUGGUCCGCAGCCGCACGGUGUGGUGCAGGCACACCAGACUUUGCACACCUACCGAAAACGGGGGGCAGGAGAUUGGGCGGUCAAUGCCUGCACAGGAGCUCCCUUGAGGACUUGUUCUCAAAAGGCCAAAUGCCUUCCUGUUUCUGAAAGAUGGGCUCCUCCUUGUAUGGACUGAUCUUUGCUGAGAGAACUUCACUGUAAAAUUUUUUUGAAGUGUAAAUUGUCAAUUUUUAAAGACAUCCAUCUGUGUAUAUGAGAACUAGAAUGUAUAACUGAUGUCAAGUGGCACUAAAAAGCAGCUCUGAUUCACCCUUUCCUGUGUAGGGCCAGGUAUUUGUUGUAGCUACAUCAUUUCUUGGAAUUGAUCCUCUCCAACGCCAUUGCAGCUGGAAGGCUGCGUAAUGUUUGAGGCUUAGGCUUUGGGGUUCUUCCUCCCCUGAACCUUUGGAUGCCCUUCCCAAAGUCAACCUUGCAGACUCCUAACCAGCAGCACUCAUGUUUGUAAAGGACUUCCCUCCCCUUCACUUCACUUUUUGUGCAUCUGUGUUCAGUGUAAGGUCAAUUUUUUACACUCCGUUUCUUCCUCUAUCCUGCGCUCCCCCAGCCCAGACAGCAGUUCUCCGAGCAAAAUAAACUACGGGUUUUGCAAACACCCCCUUAGAUGCUCAGCUGUCCAGAAUACCUGCUAGGUUGGGCUCAUUCCUCCCCUCUGCCCUCCCAUCUUCACAUUCUCCCCAUCACUCCCGGGGGAGUUUGUCACCCGCGCAGGUGGGGAUGACAAAGGAACCUUCUCCUCGGCAAAGCUGAGGCUUUGGGCUGGCUCUGGCUGCUGCUUUUAACGUUUUUGUUUUUCCUUUCCUUCAGCAGGAACCUAUGAAACAAA